Messenger RNA from Jaculus jaculus (lesser Egyptian jerboa), 4938 nucleotides. It is a transcript of the gene Polr1b, whose product is annotated as RNA polymerase I subunit B. NCBI's taxonomy places the organism in Eukaryota, Metazoa, Chordata, Mammalia, Rodentia, Dipodidae. Gene Ontology annotation, cellular component: RNA polymerase I complex; nucleus. Gene Ontology annotation, biological process: DNA-templated transcription. Bases 166 to 3573 code for a protein of 1135 amino acids. The transcript is spliced from 15 exons. Gene Ontology annotation, molecular function: DNA-directed RNA polymerase activity; ribonucleoside binding; DNA binding. The record is from RefSeq and is a predicted model, not a curated record.
UUUAGCCGGGCCAUUCACGACAGUUUUAGUUCCUAGUCGACCCUACAAAACGAAGAACCGGAGGCGGGGCAGAACGAAAGGAACUACAUUUCCCAGCAGGCCGCGGAUGCCGGGUCUCCUACCAGUCCUGGCGCGUGGAGUUAGAUUCUGUCCGGCUGUGGACACAUGGAUCUCGACGGCCGGUGGCGGAGCCUGCCGAGCGGGCCUAGCCUAAAGCACUUGACCAACCCCUCUUACGGGACUCCUCCCGAGCAGCAGAAGGCGGCGUUGCAGGACCUGACGCGGGCGCAUGUGGAUUCAUUCAACUACGCCGUGAGCGAGGGCCUUAGCCACGCGGUGCAGGCUAUACCCCCUUUUGAGUUUGCUUUCAACGAUGAGCGAGUUACUCUUACUAUUGUGGAUGCUGUCAUCAGUCCACCUUCAGUGCCAAAAGGAACCAUCUGCAAAGAGUUCAACAUAUACCCAGCAGAAUGCCGGGGCCGAAGGAGCACCUACCGCGGGAGGUUGACAGCUGAUAUCAGCUGGGCUGUGAAUGGAAUCUCAAAAGGAGUCCUUAAACAGUUUCUUGGCUAUGUUCCCAUCAUGGUAAAAUCCAAGCUUUGCAACUUAUGUACCUUUCCUCCACAAGCUCUGAUAGAACACCACGAAGAGCCAGAGGAAAUGGGAGGUUAUUUUAUAAUCAAUGGCAUUGAAAAGGUCAUCCGAAUGUUGAUUAUGCCUCGAAGAAAUUUCCCUGUUGCAAUGGUAAGACCAAAAUGGAAAAGCAGAGGCCCUGGAUAUACUCAGUUUGGAGUUUCAAUGCACUGUGUGAGGGAAGAACAUUCUGCUGUCAAUAUGAACCUCCAUUAUGUGGAAAAUGGCACUGUUAUGUUGAAUUUUAUUUACCGGAAAGAAUUAUUUUUCCUUCCCUUAGGAUUUGCACUUAAGGCACUUGUUGCCUUUUCUGAUUAUCAGAUUUUUCAAGAGCUCAUCAGAGGCAAGGAGGAUGACUCUUUCCUUAAGAACUCUGUUUCUCAGAUGCUAAGGAUUGUCAUGGAAGAGGGCUGCUCCACACAGAAACAAGUCCUUAACUAUCUAGGUGAAUGCUUCAGAGUAAAACUCAGUCUUCCUGACUGGUACCCUAAUGAACAAGCUGCAGAGUUCCUAUUUAACCAGUGCAUCUGCAUCCACUUAAAAUCCAACACUGAGAAGUUUUAUCUGCUAUGUCUCAUGACCCGGAAGCUCUUUGCUUUAGCCAGAGGAGAAUGCAUGGAGGACAACCCUGAUAGUAUAGUGAAUCAAGAAGUUCUUACCCCUGGUCAGCUUUUCCUGAUGUUUCUGAAGGAAAAAAUGGAAAAUUGGCUGGUGUCUACUAAAAUAGCUUUAGAUAAAAAGGCUCAGAAGGCCAGUGUGUCCAUAAACAGUGAAAAUUUGAUGAAGAUUUUUAGUAUGGCAACCGAUCUAACAAGACCAUUUGAAUAUCUUCUUGCUACUGGGAAUCUGCGUUCGAAAACAGGUCUUGGCUUCCUACAAGAUUCUGGACUAUGUGUUGUGGCUGACAAGCUGAACUUUACCCGUUACCUCUCCCAUUUCCGCUGUGUACACAGAGGAGCUGCUUUUGCCAAGAUGAGGACCACCACAGUACGCAAGCUGCUGCCAGAGUCAUGGGGCUUCCUUUGCCCUGUGCACACGCCGGACGGCGCUCCGUGCGGGCUGAUGAACCACCUGACUGCCAUAUGUGAGGUCGUUACACAGUUUGUGUACACAGCAUCUAUUCCAGCCUUGCUCUGCAGCUUGGGGGUCACUCCUAUUGACGGAGCACCUUGUCGACCGUACAGUGAAUGCUACCCUGUCCUGCUGGAUGGAGUCGUGGUGGGGUGGGUGGAGAAGGAACUUGCUCCUGGCAUUGCAGAUGCCCUUCGUCAUUUUAAGGUGUUCAAAGAGAAAAGAAUUCCUCCCUGGAUGGAGGUGACCCUUAUCCCCAUGACUGGAAAACCAAGUCUGUAUCCAGGAUUAUUCCUUUUUACUACUCCAUGCAGACUGGUACGGCCUGUGCAGAACUUGGAACUAGGCAAAGAAGAACUAAUUGGAACUAUGGAGCAGCUCUUCAUGAACAUUGCCAUCUUUGAGGAUGAGAUUUUUGCUGGGGUUACCACACACCAGGAGCUCUUCCCUCACAGCCUGCUGAGUGUGAUUGCCAACUUCAUCCCCUUCUCUGAUCACAACCAGAGUCCACGGAACAUGUACCAGUGCCAGAUGGGUAAGCAGACUAUGGGCUUUCCACUUCUCACUUACCAAGACCGAUCAGAUAACAAACUCUAUCGUCUUCAAACACCACAAAGUCCUUUAGUAAGACCAUACAUGUAUGACUAUUAUGACAUGGAUAACUAUCCAAUUGGGACAAAUGCCAUUGUUGCUGUAAUUUCCUACACUGGCUAUGAUAUGGAAGAUGCCAUGAUUGUGAAUAAGGCUUCUUGGGAGCGAGGCUUCGCCCAUGGAAGUGUUUACAAGUCUGAGUUCAUAGACCUAUCUGAAAAAAUUAAACAAGGAGAUGACAGUUUGGUGUUUGGAGUCAAACCUGGUGACCCACGGGUUGGGCAGCGGUUGGAUGAUGAUGGAUUACCAUUCAUAGGAGCAAAACUUCAAUAUGGGGAUCCCUAUUACAGCUACCUAAACCUCAACACUGGAGAAAGCUUUGUGGUAUUCUAUAAGAGCAAAGAAAAUUGUAUUGUGGAUAACAUCAAAGUAUGUAGUAAUGACUCUGGGAGUGGAAAAUUCAAGUGUAUUUGCAUAAUGAUGAGAGUGCCUCGGAAUCCAACCAUUGGAGAUAAGUUUGCCAGUCGCCAUGGGCAAAAGGGCAUUUUGAGCAGAUUGUGGGCAGCCGAAGACAUGCCUUUUACUGAGAGUGGGAUGGUACCAGACAUUCUGUUCAAUCCUCAUGGUUUCCCAUCCCGCAUGACCAUUGGUAUGCUAAUUGAAAGUAUGGCUGGCAAGUCUGCAGCUUUGCAUGGCCUCUGCCAUGAUGCUACGCCUUUCACCUUCUCUGAGGAGAACUCAGCCUUAGGAUUCUUCGGUGAGAUGUUAAAGGCUGCUGGCUACAACUUCUAUGGCACUGAGAGGAUGUACAGUGGCAUUAGUGGGGUAGAACUGGAAGCAGACAUUUUCAUAGGUGUGGUUUAUUACCAACGCUUACGCCACAUGGUGUCAGACAAAUUUCAGGUCAGAACAACUGGAGCCAGGGACAAAGUCACCAACCAGCCAAUUGGAGGAAGAAAUGUUCAAGGUGGAAUUCGUUUUGGGGAGAUGGAGCGAGAUGCUCUUUUGGCUCAUGGCACAUCUUUUCUCCUUCAUGACCGACUCUUCAACUGCUCUGACCGCUCUAUAGCCCAUGUGUGUGUAAAGUGUGGCAGCUUACUCUCCCCACUGUUGGAGAAACCACCUCCUUCUUGGUCUGCCAUGCGCAAUAGAAAGUACAACUGUACUGUUUGUGAUUGCAGUGACACUAUUGAUACUGUCUCCGUGCCUUACGUCUUCCGGUAUUUUGUAGCUGAACUGGCAGCAAUGAACAUCAAAGUGAAACUGGAUGUCAUGUAGCUAAUAUAGUCCUCUGAGAUUAAAACCAAAUGUGACUUUAAUUCAGUGACAAUAUUAGAGGUUACUCUUGGUUUUCUCAAGGGUAUUAAUAGAUUAAACCAAGACCUGCAACUAAUUCAUGGUUUCUGAGGCUCAGGUAUGGUAACCACCACCGAAGUUUAUUUUCGUGUAUUUGUUCAAGAAUCACAUAUGUGUAAGCUGGGCAUGGUGGAGCACACCUUUAAUCCCAGCACUUGGGAGGCAGAGGUAGGAGGAUCACCAUCAGUUCAAGUCCACCCUGAGACUACAUAGUGAAUUCCAGAUCAGCCUGAGCUAGACUGAGACCCUACCUCAAAAGGCACACUCAUACUCUCUGUCUGCUUGCAAGUAAAUAAAAUAUUUUCUUGAAAAGAUGAUGCAUUGAUAGAAGAUUGUACAGAAGAGUCUCCUUCUUGGAUCUUGGAACUUGGGUCUACCAAGUUCCCUGCUGUCCACAGGCAGAGUUUGUCGUAUCUGUUCACCUAGAGCAGAGCAGUGGGACAGAUAUAAAAUGAAAGCUUUACUUGUAAUUUUUAUUCUUACAAAAUAUGAACUAAACAAAUCAAUAGAAGUAAUUUCAACAGCUUUAUUGAAGUAGUGUUUUGCAAAAACUAUUUCAUGUAUACAGUUGAUGAAUUUGAACACUUGCAUAAUCUGUGAUGUCAUUACCAUAGUCACAGUAAAUAAACCAUUACUUCCAAAAGUUUCCUUAUAUACCUUUGGAUAAUGUGUGUAACUCAAGAUCCAUCUUUAUAAAUUCCAUGUGCUCAGCACAGUGUUGUCAACUGGAAACUACUGGGAAUACUGCACUGCAGAUCCCUGCAACUUACUUAUCUUUCAUAAAUGAAACUUGACCCAUUGAAUGACAAUGCUCCAUUUCCCUGGUCUCUGGCAACCACUAUUCUACUGUUUCCAUGAGAUUUACUCUUUGAGAUAACUCUCAUAGUGGGCUGAUGCAAAUGGCUUAUUGGACUUAGUGAAAUGUCUGUAAGAUUCAGCCAGGUUGUAGAACGUAGUAGAUUUUCUUCUUUGAGGUUGAAUAUAUCUUCUUUUAAUGUAAGCUAGCCAAAAUGUCACUUCAAUGUGUAAAGGAUAUCAAAAACUUGCUGAGUGCUAGAAAGAUGCCUGCAAAGCCAAAGGACUCAGGUUCAGUUCCCCAGGACCCACGUAAGCCAGGUGCACCAACAGGGUGCAUGUGUCUGGAGUUUGUUUGCAAUGGUGGGAGGCCCUGGUGUGCCUGUUACUCUCUCAAAAAUAAAAAAAUAAUGAAUUUUUAAAAAUUUGCUGAGAUACUUUAUAGUAAGCCUCUAAAUUUAUAAAUAUAAUAAAUUUUAUAUUCACAUUGUU